This is a messenger RNA of Acanthosepion pharaonis, 987 nucleotides long. Lineage: Eukaryota; Metazoa; Mollusca; Cephalopoda; Sepiida; Sepiidae. The record is from the annotation of a GenBank genome assembly.
AUGUUUUUUACUUUCUUUCAUUAUUUUUUCUUUCUUUCUUUCUUUCUUUCUUUCUUUCUUUCUUUCUUUCUUUCUUUCUUUCCUAAUACACCAAGCCUCUUUCUUUCUUUCUUUGAAAAUGUUUUUUUUUUUAAUUUUCUUUCAUUAUUUUCUUUUUUCUUUUCUUUCUUUCUUUCUUUCUUUUUUUUUUCUUUCUUUCUUUUUUUCUUUUUUUCUUUCUUUCUUUUUUUCAUUUGUUUUUUUAAUUUUUUUUUGAUAUUUUGUUUUUUCUUUCUUUUUGAUUCUUUCUUUCUUUCUUUUUCUUUCUUUCUUUUUUUCUUUCUUUCUUUCUUUUUCUUGUUUUUUCAAGCCUUUUUUUUUUUUUUCUUCCCAUAUUUUUUACUUUUCUUUCAUUAUGCUUUCUUCUUUCUUUUCUUUUCUUUUCUUUCUUUCUUUCUUUUUCUUUUCUUUCUUUCUUUCUUUCUUUACACUCAAGCCUCUUUCUUUCUUUCUUUGAUCCCAUGUUUUUUUUCUUUUUAUUAUUUUCUCUUCUUUCUUUCUUUCUUUCUUUCUUUCUUUCUUUCUUUCUUUUCUUUCUUUUCUUUCUUUAAUACACCUUUUUCUUUCUUUCUUUUUUUGAUCCUUUUUUUUUACUGGAGGAAAUUAUGCUCUCUUCUUUCUUUUUCUGACAUUUUCUUUUUUUUUUCUUUCUUUUUUGUUCUUUCUUUCAAAUUCUUUUCUUUCUUUCUUUUUUUUUCUUUUCUUUCCCUUUCUUUUUUUUCUUUCUUUCUUUCUUUCUUUUUUUCUUUCUUUCUUUUUUCUUUUUUCUUUCUUAGAUUUUCUUUUCUUUCUUUAUUUUUUCUUUCUUUCUUUUCUCUUCUUUCUUUCUUUCUUUCUUUCUUUCUUUUCCCAUUUCUUUUUUCUUUCUUUCUUCAAUUAUGCUCUUUUUUUCUUUUCUUUCAUUUUUUUCUUUCUUUUCUUUCUUUCUUUUUUUUCUUUCUUUCUUAA